Molecule: messenger RNA, 1903 nt
Organism: Paramormyrops kingsleyae
Lineage: Eukaryota; Metazoa; Chordata; Actinopteri; Osteoglossiformes; Mormyridae
Product: tumor necrosis factor receptor superfamily member 5
Biological process (GO): positive regulation of T cell migration; negative regulation of alpha-beta T cell proliferation; positive regulation of cytokine production involved in immune response
Cellular component (GO): external side of plasma membrane; CD40 receptor complex
Molecular function (GO): protein binding
Source: RefSeq, a predicted model, not a curated record
AUAUUCACAGAUGCACAGCGUUAAAUUGAGAAAUGAGGCUCUGCAUAUAUACAUGUAUCUGUGUGUGUGUGUGUGUGUAUGUGUAUAUAUGUGUAAGCAUCAUUAAAACUGCCAAAUCUAUCUGCUACUUUAUGCAGACUUCACAUAGCUGCUUAUGUGCAUUCUGCUUACCCAAAGCAAAUUUGCACGGUUGUUGUAUUUUUCGCUUUUAAACCUCUCCCUUUGCAAGUGGUGUGUGUAUGAACUGCAGGUAGCACAGGCCUGACAGACGGUAAGGCCCGAGCCUUCACAUCUGUCUGUCUCUACAGCCUUUAUCUGCCUUACUUAAAAAGGCACAUAGGAUGAAAACUUGAAUCUGGUUGAUCCGAAGCGGCACUGUGUGUCUCUGGCCCAUAUAAACACACGACUGACUGUGGUGAGCGUGUGGGCGGGGAAGCGAGACAGGAAUCCGUACAGGUUAGGAAACGGUGACGUGGACAUGCUCAAAGAAAGACAGACAGAGAGAACAGGAGAACGUAGACUCGUGCCACAGAAUGGAGGUACUCUUCUUCACCCUGUUCAUGCUGGUGCUGCUGGAUGGCAUCGGAUCUCUGCUUGCCAUGCCUCACAGCGCCUGCCCAGAAAACAUGCCCCUCUGCCCUCCAGGAACACACCGGUUAAAAUGUGGAUGCGCUCCCUGCACCUUGGACACCUUCACUGCUUUCAAUAAUACAGAAAGCAGAUGCAUGCCCUGCUACCGUGACUGCAGAGAGGAUUUACACAUGGAGAUUGUGAAAAGGUGCAGUGCCACAUCAAACACUGUGUGCAAGUGUCAAGACGGCUACACCUGUGUCAGCAAGGACUCCCAGAACAACUGUGAAGUUUGUGAGCCCCAGCCGUCUCCAUCAGGCCUUGUAAAGCUCAUUACUACUAAAGCUACUGACCCAACUGCUUCCUGUGAGCCUGGUGCUUUCUACAGUGAGUCUUUUAGAAAGUGUCAAAAGCACAAGAACUGUACCUCCCUUGGCCUAAGCAUUGAGACUGCAGGAAAUUCUACUCACGAUACAGUUUGCGGCAACCCUAUAAGAAGUGCAGGUACAGCUCAUGAACGUGUCAACGAUACAAAGUGGUGGCACAUCCUGGUUGGAGUUUUUACAGUUUUUCUGUGUAUAGCAGUUGUCCUUCGUUUGUUCUGGAAGUUGGAGGAUGGAGCAUGUUUAAAACAAAUUAUCAAGAUAAGUGCACCAGAUGGCCACAUGAAAGGAAAUCAUUGCCCUCCUCAGGAUGCCAGCAAGAGUUUUGGAGCCCUCUGUGGCCAGACCCCAAACUACUGUGGCAGACCAGAAAAUGACCAUCAGCCGGACUGCCCUUUGGACACCUCGCUGGGCCCAGACUCAGUAUCCCAAGGAGCCGGCAAUCUCGGUCCCUUUCAUAUUUACAGUGCAGGGACGGUUUUUGUCAGCCUUCUGAACCAUGUUACUGGCUUUGAAAAAGAGGCAGAAGAAGAAAGAAAGGGUGAGAAGAAGACCAGCGACUGGUUGGGGCCGGCCCCUGUGCCAUCCUCCCCCCCUGUGCACCUCUCCGAGGAAGAGAGGGAUGGACAAUCACACAGCAUUUUCUUUCCGUCCCAAGAACAAGGAAAAGAGACUCAUUUAUCUAAAGAAGAGAGGAUGUGAAUGGGUAGAUACAAGUGGAAAGAUUCCUGGUCCAGCCAGAAACAGACCAAUCAGCAUAACUGCCAUAGGACAUGUAGUAGGACAUAACUACAGCAGGACUUGUGUUUUUUUCCACUCAGCUCAGAUGUAAAUAUGUCUAUUGGUAUUUAGUUUUUGUGUAAUGUUUUGUAGUAGUGUGUGAAGAUUUCACUUAUAAUAUAUUUUGUAUUUAUGUUUCUGUUAUAAAAUUAAUAAACAGAUUUUUACAA